Molecule: messenger RNA, 708 nt
Organism: Penicillium waksmanii
Lineage: Eukaryota; Fungi; Ascomycota; Eurotiomycetes; Eurotiales; Aspergillaceae
Product: NAD(P)-dependent oxidoreductase
Exons: 2
Coding region: 1-708 (235 amino acids)
Source: RefSeq, a predicted model, not a curated record
AUGCAUCUCUUUAUCCUCGGGGCAACAGGGCGAACGGGUCUGUACGGAUAUAAAUAUGCUUUGGAACAAGGGUUCACGGUGACCAUUCUCGUCCGCAAAGCCGACGGCAUCGAGCCCCAAGAGGGACUCACCGUCGUUGAGGGUUCCCCUCUGUCAGGAGAGGACAUGGCACGCGCAUUCAAAGAAUCCGGCACCCCAGUAGACGCAAUUCUCGUCUUCCUCAACGCGCCACGCGCAGGCCAAAAUCCCUGGGGAAAGUUUCUUGGUCCACCGCGUCUAAUCGCAGACUCGACUAGGAAUGCUGCUCGGGCCCUCAUACACGCGCAGCAGAACAGCCUCGCAGCAAGUGGCGGCAGCAAACCUCGCUUGGUUGUCAUGAAUGCUCUAGGCGUUGGCGAGAGUUAUGCUGUUACGCCGUAUAUUGUUCGGUUUAUGAUUGCCUUUAGUAAUGUUUCCGAGUCUUAUAAGGAUCAUAAUGCCGUUAAUGAUGAGAUUGAGGAGGUUUGUGGAGAGGAUGUUGUUUGGACGCUUCCUUUGCCGGUCGGGUUGAAGGGUGGAGGGUUAUGCCCGGUCAAGACGUUUGGAAGUACGGAGUCUGGGGCAAGUUUGUUUAUUACGCGUGAGAGUUGUGCGAGGUGGAUGGUUGAUGUGGCGGCUGGGAGGGAGGGGGAUCAGUUUGAUAAUAAGAGGGUUAUUGUGUCGAAUUAG